GUGUUUGCUUCUCCUUUGUCCCCUUUUGAAGUCCUAUUCUCAUCUCCUCUCUUUCAUUUGAUUCUUGGGCAGCUUCAUUUCAGUUUCCCAAAUACAAUCUCAUGUCUGGUGUGUUUCCUUUGAUUCUCUACACAUAUUUUGAUCACAAACUGGCAGGGAGGCUUUGUUUUUCACUCUACUGCUGAAAUGUGCAGAGGAAUUCACAGCACUGGAUUACUCAUCCGUGCAAGAUGUUUUGUCCGAGGUCUCUGGCGAUGAGGAAGCGCAUGUGAAGACCUCCAUGGUGAUGGACCACGGUCGUCGGAAGUGCAUAACCGGAGAGACAGCGGUGAAAUUGGAGAGCACAGCAGUUGCUCCAGGGCAAAAUGAAAGCCUAGAGGCGACAUGGAAAGCGAUCCUGGAGGAACAUGGGAUUCCAGCCACACGGCACCUCAGGAAGAACGAGACAUGGGAUGUGCCACCUUGUGUUGAUAAUGGAAGCAGCAGCUUGGGCCCCAGGGAAAGGGAGAGGGAGAUGAGGAAGUCCAACACUCGUGUGGAAGCAAGGUCAUCAUUCAGGGAGACUCCAAUUCGAUACCUGAGGAAGGAUGAAUCGCUAAGCCAUGAUGAGUUGAACAAAAAAAUUGAAGAAUUCAUUCAAAAGUGUAGGAAUGAGAUGCGACUGGAGAGAGUUGAAUCAGAUCAACGCUUUAUGGAUAUUCUCAAUGGAGGAGUGUGAUUAUUUCUAGCUAGCAUACUGCAUAUACAUAUUAUGUAAAAAAGCUUACUAGAAAAAGAUAUGUGAGUGCUUGUUAUGCUAUAUAUUUGUACAACUUAUUUGAUAUAUUUUAUACAAUUCGCUAGAUUACACAUGUUCAUUACAAAUUC
Messenger RNA from Vitis riparia (riverbank grape), 867 nucleotides. RefSeq lists its product as uncharacterized. The record is from RefSeq and is a predicted model, not a curated record. Bases 281 to 718 code for a protein of 145 amino acids. The transcript is spliced from 2 exons. Lineage: Eukaryota; Viridiplantae; Streptophyta; Magnoliopsida; Vitales; Vitaceae.